CACUGCACGUCCGUCCGUCGGAGGCUUUAGUGGCUCCGAAGGAAGAAAUGGUGGAGAAAAGAAAAGGAACGUCAGAGGCAUGACUAACCUACUGGAAGCCAUCUAGCUAGCAUCAAGAGAAGAGUCCUAAUGCACAACCCAAGAUUAUUCCUUUCCAGGGUGGGUUUCUUCUCCAAAUCAGGACUUCUUCCUUGGUAUACCACAAACCCACCAGAUUUGUCACAGUCCUUUUUGGGCAGAGCACAUAAGGGAGAUUUCACCAGUGUGAGAGUUAAGAAGCAUCCAAGCCGACAGAAAUAUCAGAAGAAACAAAAGCACUUUAGAUCACUAGAGGACUCCUGGCAGGAGAGGCUGGCUGAUGUUGUGACUCCACUCUGGAGGCUGAGCUACGAAGAGCAGCUCCAGGUGAAAUUUGAAGCUCAGAAGAAAAUCAUACAGAGCCUAGAAUCUUACCUACGAGUGCUCCAUGGAGUCAGUGGGAGAGUGGCCGCACCCCAUUCUGAGGUGCUGCACUGUCACCUCCAUCCUAUUAUACCCUCUCCCAUCGUCAAUGGCUACCGAAAUAAGUCCACCUUCUCUGUGAACCGGAGCCCAGAUGGCAACCCAAAGACUGUGGGGUACUACCUAGGAACUUGGAAAGAUGGGAAUAUUGUCUGCGUACCAUGUAGCCAUCUGAAAAACAUCCCGGAGAAACACAGUCAAGUAGCUCAGAACUAUGAAGUAUUCCUUCGACAGUCUUCAGUGGAACCCUGUCUUCUGUUUCAUGAAGGUGGACACUGGCGUGAGCUCACAGUUCGAACCAAUAGCCAAGGACACACAAUGGCUAUCAUCACUUUUCAUCCCCAGGGAUUAAGUCAGGAGGAGCUCUGUGUUCAGAAGGUGACCUUGAGGGACUUUUUCACUAAAGGCCCUGGAGCAGUCUGUGAAUUGACCUCACUCUAUUUCCAGGAAAGCACCAUGACCCGUUGCAGUCAUGAGCAGUCCCCCUACCAGCUCCUGUUUGGGGAACCCCACAUCUUUGAAGAUCUUCUGGGUUUGAAGAUCCGCAUCUCUCCAGAUGCCUUCUUCCAGAUUAAUACUGCUGGUGCAGAAUUGCUGUAUCAGACCAUUGGGGAACUGAGUGGAGUGGACUCCAAUACCAUCCUCCUUGACAUUUGCUGUGGAACAGGUGUGAUUGGCCUUUCUCUGGCUCAGCGUGCAUCCCAGGUCCUUGGCAUUGAGCUGGUGGAACAGGCAGUAGAGGAUGCCAGGUGGACUGCAGCCUUCAAUGGUGUUACCAACUGUGAGUUUCAUGCUGGUAGAGCAGAGAAGAUUUUGCCUCAGUUGUUGAAGUUGCAGAAAGAUGAGAAGUUAACUGUUGCUGUGGUGAACCCUGCCCGUGCUGGACUGCAUUACCAAGUGGUGCAAGCCAUUCGGAACUGCAGGGCCAUCCACACGCUAGUUUUUGUUUCCUGCAAGCCACAUGGUGGAAGCACAAGGAACUUCAUUGAGCUAUGCUGUCCUCCAAACUCUGCUAAGAAGCUCUUCGGUGAACCUUUUGUCCUGAGAGAAGCUGUACCUGUGGAUUUGUUUCCCCACACCCCACACUGUGACCUGGUACUCCUCUUCACUCGAUAAGACG
Molecule: messenger RNA, 1621 nt
Organism: Onychomys torridus (southern grasshopper mouse)
Lineage: Eukaryota; Metazoa; Chordata; Mammalia; Rodentia; Cricetidae
Gene: Trmt2b
Product: tRNA methyltransferase 2 homolog B
Exons: 14
Coding region: 130-1617 (495 amino acids)
Biological process (GO): RNA processing
Molecular function (GO): tRNA (uracil(54)-C5)-methyltransferase activity, S-adenosyl methionine-dependent
Source: RefSeq, a predicted model, not a curated record